AUGGACUCUUUGACUUGCACGCAGGAUGAGUUUGACGAGAUACUGGAGAAACUCUCACGACGCGGCUUGGGGUGGCGCACCUGCCGUGGCAGCGAUCCUUUCGGUCGGGCCCACACAUGGCUUGAGGGUUCCAGCAUACUUCACCGUGAGCUGCCGUGUGGCCGUGCAGAGCAGCUCCUUGUGUCGUAUUUUAUUACCUACAGCGAGUGCUACUGUCAGCCGCAGCUCUACUUUGCUCCGGAGCGUCCGAUGAGCCCAAGUGAGAUGUGCACGUGGAUGGGUGAAGUGUGCUACGGUGCGGCAGAACGGCAAGACUAUGAUGCCCCUGUUGUUUCGAUGACGUUCAGUGAGGAGCUGCAGAUGACGGUGUGGGGCCUUCAUCCGUGUGACACCACCCAACUGAUGAGGAGCACUUUGGUCAACGGCGUCGGAGGCGACAACCUGCUCGAGUUGUUUCUUCACAGUGUCGGUCGAUUUGUGGGUGUGGAUGACCAACUUCUCCCUCCCGCACACAGAAUCCGCGGAAGUGGGUGA
Molecule: messenger RNA, 534 nt
Organism: Trypanosoma rangeli
Lineage: Eukaryota; Euglenozoa; Kinetoplastea; Trypanosomatida; Trypanosomatidae
Exons: 1
Coding region: 1-534 (177 amino acids)
Molecular function (GO): ubiquitin-like protein transferase activity
Source: RefSeq, a predicted model, not a curated record